This is a messenger RNA of Vigna unguiculata (cowpea), 4169 nucleotides long. RefSeq names its product PH, RCC1 and FYVE domains-containing protein 1-like. Gene Ontology annotation, molecular function: metal ion binding. Lineage: Eukaryota; Viridiplantae; Streptophyta; Magnoliopsida; Fabales; Fabaceae. The record is from RefSeq and is a predicted model, not a curated record.
AUCCUCCGAUUCUCUCUUUCUUCACCUUUCACUGUUAUUUCUUUUUUCUCUCUCUCCUCUGUCUCCCCGCCGGAGCCAACUUUGGUCGCCGGAAUUACCCUUUGGAAACUGCUUCGCGGCGAACCACCGGGAUCCCUUUAAGAAAUCUAUUAAACCGGCUCGAAAGGCCAGUUUUGUUUUCCCGGUUCAAGCAGCUAGGUUUGGUCUUUGACUUGGUACCGGGAGUGGAGUUUCGGGGAUUUUGAGUUCUGUGAAGAAGAGAGGAUCCAGGAAGGUUCUAGAGCGAGAAUAAAAAGUGGGUUUGGAGUUUUUUCUAGAGAGAGAGAGAUUUUGGUUUGAUGUGAAGGGUGAAUGGUUUUGAAGCGAAGAAGAGGUUGGAGUUUUCUAUGAUGACCGGAGCUCUUUCGAGUGAUCGGAGAGGGUGGUGGCGCGUCGGUGAAUCUCUCACAUGGAAUGGCAGAUCUUGCUAACUACGGGAAUGCCAACCGUGACAUUGAACAAGCAUUGAUUGCUUUGAAAAAGGGUGCCCAACUUCUUAAAUAUGGUCGCAAAGGAAAGCCCAAGUUUUGUCCAUUUAGACUUUCCAGUGACGAAUCAUCUUUAAUCUGGAUUACAAGUAGCGGAGAAAGAAAUUUGAAGUUAUCUUCUGUCUCUAGAAUUAUUCCUGGACAAAGAACUGCUGUUUUCCAACGUUACUUGCGCCCUGAGAAGGACUAUUUGUCCUUUUCACUCAUUUAUGGUAACGGAAAGCGGUCGCUUGAUUUGAUUUGUAAAGAUAAAGCCGAGGCAGAAGUGUGGAUUGCUGGCCUCAAAGGACUGAUAUCUUCUGGUCAAGGUGGCCGGUCUAAAAUUGAUGGAUGGAGUGACGGUGGUCUCAUUCUUGAUGAUAACAGAGACUUAAAAUCAAAAAGUCCAAGUGAAAGUUCUGCUAGCACUUCACGAGGCAUCAGUUCUCCUGACAUUUCUGUGAGUCUUCCAAAUACUUCACCAAAGUCUUUUCAACCCGACAAUACAAUCUCUGAAAGGUCACAUGCACCACCAGACCCAACAAACAUGCAAGUGAAAGGAUCUGGUUCAGAUGCUUUUCGUGUCAGUGUUUCAAGUGCCCCUAGUACUUCGAGUCAUGGAUCUGCACCAGAUGACUAUGAUGCUCUGGGGGAUGUAUACAUAUGGGGCGAGGUUAUCUGUGAUCAUGUUAAAAUUGGUGCUGAUAAAAAUGUCAAUUAUUUCAGCCCAAGGACAGAUGUACUUCUCCCUAGACCACUGGAAGCAAAUGUAGUUUUAGAUGUGCAUCAUAUAGCAUGUGGUGUUAGACAUGCUUCUCUAGUCACUCGGCAAGGUGAAGUUUUUACAUGGGGCGAAGAAUCAGGAGGACGCCUUGGCCAUGGUGUUGGGAAGAAUUUGGUUCAACCUCGUCUAGUUGAAGCAUUGACUUCUACAACUAUUGAUUUUGUUGCCUGUGGAGAGUUCCAUUCAUGUGCUGUUACAAUGGCUGGGGAACUUUACACAUGGGGUGAUGGUACUCAUAAUGCAGGGCUUCUUGGUCAUGGAAGUGAUGUCAGCCAUUGGAUACCAAAGAGAAUUGCCAAUUCAUUAGAGGGACUUCAAAUUGCAUAUGUUGCUUGUGGUCCAUGGCACACAGCCUUGAUAACUUCAACAGGGCAGCUGUUUACAUUUGGUGAUGGAACAUUUGGUGUCCUGGGCCAUGGAAAUAGGGAAAAUGUUUCAUAUCCUAAAGAAGUGGACUCCUUGUCUGGAUUGAGGACAAUAUCUGUAGCAUGUGGAGUGUGGCAUACUGCAGCUGUUGUGGAGGUUAUGGCAACACACUCCAGUACAAGUGUUUCAUCAGGUAAAUUGUUUACUUGGGGUGAUGGAGACAAAAAUCGCCUCGGACAUGGGGACAAGGAGGCACGCCUUAAACCAACUUGUGUGCCUGCGCUUAUUGAUUACAAUUUUCAUAAAAUUGCUUGUGGGCACAGUUUGACAGCAGGCCUGACAACAUCUGGACGUGUUUUUACGAUGGGAAGUACUGUUUAUGGUCAACUUGGGAAUCCCCAGUCUGAUGGCAAGCUUCCAUGCUUGGUUGGAGACAAGAUUGCUGGUGAAUGUGUUGAAGAAAUUGCAUGUGGUGCAUAUCAUGUAGCUGUAUUAACAUCCAAAAAUGAAGUUUAUACUUGGGGGAAAGGUGCAAAUGGGAGAUUGGGUCAUGGAGAUAUUGAAGAUCGAAAAACACCAGCUUUGAUUGAAGCAUUGAAGGAUAGACAUGUGAAAUAUAUAGCUUGUGGUUCAAACUACUCCGCUGCCAUAUGUCUUCAUAAGUGGGUAUCUGGUGCCGAGCAGUCUCAGUGCUCUACUUGUAGACAGGCAUUUGGCUUUACUAGAAAGAGGCAUAAUUGUUAUAACUGUGGACUUGUCCACUGCCAUUCUUGCAGUUCAAGGAAAGCAUUAAGAGCAGCAUUGGCUCCUAAUCCCGGCAAGCCAUAUCGUGUGUGUGAUUCUUGUUAUGCAAAGUUGAACAAGGUUGCUGAAGCUAGCAAUAGUAAUAGAAGGAAUGCCUUGCCUCGUUUGUCAGGUGAAAACAAGGAUAGGCUAGACAAAUCUGACCUAAGGUUAUCCAAGGCAAUAAUUCCUUCUAAUGUUGAUUUGAUAAAACAACUAGAUAACAAGGCAGCCAAACAAGGAAAGAAAAAUGAUACAUUCUCACUGGUACGCACCUCACAACCACCUUCUCUGCUACAGCUGAAAGAUGUUGUCAUGUCCACUGCUCUUGAUCUGAGACGAACAGUUCCAAGACCGGUUGUUGCACCAUCAGGAGUAAGUUCCAGAUCUGUGUCACCUUUCUCUAGAAGACCUAGCCCCCCUCGCUCGGCUACUCCAAUUCCAACAACUUCAGGGCUUUCCUUCUCGAAAAGUAUUUCUGAUAGUUUGAAGAAGACAAAUGAACUUUUAAAUCAAGAAGUUCAGAAGUUACAUACUCAGGUUGAGGGCCUGAGACAGAGAUGUGAACUGCAAGAAUUAGAGCUUCAAAGGUCAGCAAAAAAGACUGAAGAAGCUAUGUCACUGGCUGCUGAGGAAUCUGCAAAAUGUAAAGCUGCAAAAGAAGUUAUAAAGUCACUCACAGCACAGCUCAAAGAUCUAGCUGAGAAGCUUCCUCCUGGAGUUUAUGCUACUGAGAACAUAAGACCAGCUUACCUACCAAAUGGUCUUGAGCCAAAUGGCAUCCACUAUCCAGAUUCAAAUGGGGAGCAGCAGCACUCCGGAGCAGAGUCAAUCAGUGGCUCUAGUUUGGCUUCCAUGGGACUUGAAUCCUCUCUACUGAAUAGAACUGCGCGGAAUUCUCCAGGAACUAAUGGAACUAGUCUACACCAGCAAAUCCGGAGCCCUGUGAUCUCUAAUGGGACCAAUAAUUAUCCAGAUGUUAAAUUGCCAAAUGGUAGUGGUGUAAUUCAGGCAGGCAGUGGUAGCACAGUUGAUGAUGGUAGGGAUUCUGGGAAUUUUCACAAUGACGAGAGUGGUCUGAAAUCAAGGAAUGCUGUACCUGCUGCUAAUACUAAUCAAAUUGAGGCAGAAUGGAUUGAACAGUAUGAACCUGGUGUCUACAUAACACUUGUGGCAUUGCGUGAUGGAACGAGAGAUCUGAAGCGAGUUCGCUUCAGCCGAAGGAGAUUUGGAGAGCACCAAGCAGAAACCUGGUGGUCGGAGAACCGGGACAAGGUAUAUGAAAGAUACAAUGUUCGCAGUGCCGACAAAUCUACCGGCCAGGCGGCACGAAGUUCGGAAGGGGCUGGUUCACCUGUUUCCCAAACUUAGGAGUAGGGAGAGGGAAGCCCUCCAUUAACAUUUUGUCACACUGAACAACACUGUAGGGAAGGAAGAAUGCAUUUGAGGAAUCCUUGUUUGUUGGUGGUUCUUAUGUCUAUCCAUAAUUCUUUUCUCAGUCUUCUUUUACCCCUUGCCUCAUUUCCUCUUUAAACUAAUUGUCUUCCAUUUAAUCUGGGAAGAUGCCCUUUACAUGUUGUAGUGUAGUGUAUAUAAAAUCACCAGUUCUGAUCAUUUUGACCAAGGAACUACCCUUACCCAUUUAUUCUUCCAUUUUCUUGAUCUCAUUUGUUCCAUCACACCUUUGUACAUGGUGACACUUGCAAUUUCAUUCAUUCAAUUUUUUUCUA